AUGCCUUCUAGUGCAUCCUCAAUCUACAUCUUUAAAAAACUUUUGAAACUGAAAAAUGAUGCCAUCCCCAUUCUUAAUGCUGGAAUCACGACUGCUAAAGGGAUUUGGGAAGAAGUGACCAACCCCGAAAAGGUACGAAGGCAAGGAAAAUGCCCGUUGACGCCGGAGGAAGUCGGUCUAAUGCUGAGGGCAUUGGGGUUUGGAAGUGAUGUUCACAUUUAUGUGGCAUCAGGUGAGGUACAUGGAGGAGAAGAGUCAUUGGCACCACUCAAAGCACUCUUCCCUAAUUUUCAUUCGAAACACACCUUUGCCACCAACGAGGAGUUGGCACAAUUUUCUUCUUUUUCCGGUCGGAUGGCCGCACUGGAUUAUAUCGUCUGCGAUGAAAGUGACAUCUUCGUCACGAACAAUAAUGGAAACAUGGCUAGAAUGUUAGCCGGUCGGGGGAGAUACUUUGGACACAAACCAACAAUUCGACCCAAUGCUAAGAAGCUGCACAAAUUGUUCAUGGACCGAAACAACACGACACGGGAAGAGUUUUCGUCUAAUGUUCGAACUUAUCAGAUCGGCUUCACGGGAAAUCGGGACGAAGCGAUGCCCGGGAAGGACGAGUUUCAUGAAAAUCCAGAUUGCUGCUUAUGUCAGACUGAAGGAGUUGAAACAAUUCGGAAUCAAACUUCUGUGGAUCAUGAAAAGAAGAACAGGAUGGAUGCUCUUCAAAUGAGUUAUGAAUAUGAUCCAGAUUGGCUCGAUGUUGAUUAUUUAGAUAGCAUUGGCGUGUACAAGGACCUGCCUUAUAGGGAAAGCAGUAUGUUAACCAAACAAGAACAAGCCGAACUUGAAGUGUUCAGUAUAGACUAA
Messenger RNA from Hibiscus syriacus, 861 nucleotides. RefSeq names its product O-fucosyltransferase 16-like. Lineage: Eukaryota; Viridiplantae; Streptophyta; Magnoliopsida; Malvales; Malvaceae. The coding region runs from base 1 to 861 and encodes 286 amino acids. The record is from RefSeq and is a predicted model, not a curated record. The transcript is spliced from 3 exons.